This is a messenger RNA of Salvelinus fontinalis (brook trout), 4118 nucleotides long. RefSeq lists its product as uncharacterized. NCBI's taxonomy places the organism in Eukaryota, Metazoa, Chordata, Actinopteri, Salmoniformes, Salmonidae. The record is from RefSeq and is a predicted model, not a curated record. The coding region runs from base 458 to 1906 and encodes 482 amino acids. The transcript has 2 exons.
AUAUUGUUAUGUGUAUUCAUAUAGAUGAUAAUAUUGUUAUGUGUAUUGUGAGCAGACCAAGUUCAUUGAGGUUGCUCUAAAGCAGAACGGUGGAAUAAACGAGUCAGGAACAGGUUUUCUUUAGUUCUCUAUUGAGGUAUUUCUUUCUUCUUAAUCACUCUAACACAAUCAAGGAUUAUCUCCCAAGGAAAACACACAUAUUCUUCUUCUUCACAAGAACAAGGUACAUAAGGAGAGUAUCAUUAAACUGUCACACAAAUCACGGGUGUGUCCCCACCUUAACGAUCCGCCCAUGGAGAGGUUCCUUCGGGUGGUGUUCCGGAUCCAUGGUGGCUAUUCCCCAGAGGUUGUUUGUUCCCUUCAUCUCCCUGUCGAAAGACUUCAGGAGAAAUAGUUGGAAGGACCCCCGUGGAGAGGCCAGUACCAGGUUCUUCUGACCACCCCCAUUGUGGUAAGGAUGCUGAGGGAGAAAGCUGGACACACCUGUCGCACUGCAGACGAGUUCCUGAUCCAGAAGAAGAUGGGCACUCGCCAGUUCCGGUGGUGCAGUGUGGCCCUCCUCUGCGUUAGCACAGGAGUGCUAAUAACAACAGUAGGUUGUCCUCUUGUGGGAAAACUGACAGAGGGUGAGAUGAGUUCCGAGCCUAAGGGGCCAUCACCGUCCCAGAGUAGUGGCCCAGAAGUAAAUGGUAAUGACAGAAUGAGUCCUGAGCCAAAGGAACCAACGCAGGCCUGUAGCAGUGGCCCAGAAGUAGAUGGUAAUAACAGAUGGAGUCCUGGGCCAAAAGGACCAACGCAGGCCUGUAGUAGUGGCCCAGAAGUAGAUGGUAAUGACAAAAGGAGUCCUGAGCAAAAGGGACCAAUGCAGACCUGUAGUAAUGGCCUAGAAGUAGAUGGUCAUCGUAGAAGGACAGCCCUGCUGGAACCUCACAAACAUGAGGACAAUUUGUUCUUAUCUAGAGCAGAAAUGGUUGCCAACCUGCCCUCCAAAGAAAAGGAAUGUUGGGUGUGUGGGAUGGGUCCGGUUAAGGUAGGGGCAGGCUUGCCCCUUAUAGGAGUCCCAAUAGGGGUGAACUUUACUAUAGCAUUGGCAGGAAAAAUACCUUUUUAUACUAUGACCAACAAUGUUAAGGUAUAUAAUCAACCCAAUGUAUCCUAUUACUUGAGGCCUGGUAAUGUCUCAAUCCCGCCCAUUUCAGUGGCUGGGGUGAUGACUGCCCCUUGGUGUAUUAGAGGAUAUGGAGAUCACGAUUUGGGUGAACUGAAAUGUAAUUGUACUAUGAAUCUUAAUGGAUCAAAUGCUUGCAAUUUAACAGUAAUACAGGAGAAUGGUCAGGCAGAUAAGGAACCAUUUAAAAUGUGGGUUGACAAACAUAGCACAACUCUGAGAGGAGCCCCAAAUGGCACAUAUUGGCUGUGUGGUAAGAUGGCUUACAAUAGCCUGCCCUCGAACUGGGGAGGUACUUGUACUGUUGGGUUUGUGGUGACAGCUAUGAGAACCGUUCCAAAUAAUGAGAGGGAUCUGAUGGCUCUGUUUAAAGACUACAAACUUCCUGGAAUGAGGAGAGAUAAGAGGUCUCUAGCUGACGCUCAGGCACCUGCCUCCAGGUUCUUUGCUGUGUUUUUCUCUGGGUAUGGAGUUGUAUGUGCCCUAGACCAAAUUCAUGACAUCACUAGACACAUAGAAAACAUUGGCAAUGCAAGUAGAAAUUCCCUGGAACAAUUGAAUGGGGAACUAAAAAAAUUGCUUAAGUUAGCGCUGCAAAACAGAGAGGCUCUUGACUAUCUUCUGGCAGGUCAAGGGGGCACUUGUGCAAUCAUUGGGGAUGAAUGUUGUAUUUUUGUUCUCCCAGAUCACUCUUCUAAUGUGACUGAUCUUGCAGAAUACAUUGCCACUGCGGCUUAGAAAAAUUCCCCCAAACCAGAGUGGAUGAUUGCAACUUGGUUGGAAUCCCUGUUUGGAAGUUGUAGCGGUGGCUGGACUGCAGCGUGCAGCGUUUUUUGCUUUGUUUUCUUGAUUAUUAUGAACUAUAUGUUAUUAUUAUUAUAAGGCUGUGCCUCCUAAUAGUAAAGGUUAAUAAGAUCUCAGCAGCUGUCAUGUUUAAUGCUCCUUUCAGAGGACGAUGGGACUGAUGAGCUGCGGACUCUGGAUGAGCUUCCAUUUCCCCUGUAGAGAAGGAUGAUGAGUCAUGAUUGAAGGUUGUUUUCCUUUAACAAGGUUAGAAGGUAAUGUCAUUUCCCCUUGUAGAGAAGGAUGAUGAGUCAUGACUGAAGGUUGUUUUCCUUUAACAAGGUUAGAAGGCAAUGUCAUUGAAAAGACAGCACCAACUUUAUGAAGGGGUUUCCACAUACUUUUGACCAUGUAGCGUACAGUGGUUUGUUCUUUAAAAGUUGCAGCGUACUGCAGCACAGCUUCUAUGACAUGUCAUUUAAAUGUCAGCCACUGUUACCAUUAAUGCUAGUUAGUGCUAGUUUGACCACCAGAGGGUGUCUUUGAGAAUCAUUCGAUAGCCUUCAAUCGUGUCUGUACUAGAGAGAUCAAAACCUUUUUUUGUAAGAACAUAGUAUAUAUCUUCCCAGCUCUGCAGAUUCUGCUGUGAGGAGGCAGAGUCAUUAGACCAUUUAUUUUGGUAUUGUCCGCAUGUAGCUCGUUUUUGGUCACAGGUCCAGGAAUGGUUGAAGAAUUGCAACAUUUGCGUAGAACUAACGCUACAGAUAGCAAUACUGGGGGAUUUGAAAAGCCAUAGUCAAUCAAUCAAUAAUAUAAUAAUUAUUUUAGCAAAAAUGUUUAUUUUUAAUUUACAAUCCGUGGAAGCUAUGAGAAUAGGAAGAUUCAAAUCUUUUGUGAAGCAUCACAGCACAGUUGAAAAAUAUAUGGCAAAUAAAAAUCCGAAAUGGAUGAUGUUGGAAGAUAGAUGGGAAAGGUUGAGUGGAGCUGAAGGGUGGGACUAAUAACAAGAUAAACAAUGUAGGGCAUACGGGAUCUGUGAAAUGUGUAUAGGUGCGGAGCUAUUGUGAAAUAGCACAGUUACAAGUGGAAAUCAAACUGGAUGGACAACAGAAAUAGAGGAAGGACUAAGAACAAACAAGAGAGAACUAUUAUAAAGUAGACUGUGUCUGUAAAAUGUGUAUAAGAUGUAUAAAUUGAAGGUAAAAACAGAAAUGUUUAUCAGUUUACUCCAAUUGGGGGAUCGGUGGUAGGGUUUGCGGGGAAUAAUAAUAAAGGUAUACUCUUUAAAAAAGUAUGUAUGUCUAUGUAGGUAUGUGUAUGUAUAUAUGUGUAUAUGUAUGCAUACGUGAAUGGAUAUAUAUAUUUACCCCCAAAAAUAUGGGGGAUUGGAAAUGAUGCAGACAAUUACAUUGGAAGCAACAUUCUUUCCGCAAUAUUAAGCUGAUCCACCCCCAGAAAAAAAAAAAGAAAAAAAAAAAAGAACAUAGUAUAUGGGACUGAUUUUAAGUAAUUUUGCUUGAUUAAUUUGCUUAAUAUUAUGCUGUUUCUAUUCCAAUAAAAAUGCAAAAUGUUAAGAUGGAAUGGAAAAGAUGGCGCUGUACAACACCCUAAUUGUAUAAUUGUAGUCUAACCAAUACCCAAACAGAGAUUCAAUAAAAAUAAAAAUCUCAUUGAUUUAUCAAGACCAGUCCAUAUGCUUGUCUCAGAGCAGUGAAACGAUGCUAAAAUAGUUGACUACAGCGGGUAGACUAUUGCUUCAAAUGCUAUUGCUUCUAUCUUCAAUAUGCUCUUUAAAUAAAUAAGAUCUACACCACUUUUAACAGCACAUUACUCAACACUAGUGAGACUCAUGUCACCUACGGUAGGCCUACAGUAUAUCAGAAAAUAUUUUUGUUCAAUGACGUGUCAAUAAUUACAUAAGAGUCUCCCGGUGGCGGCCGGCACAGGUAUAAAACCUGCAUCUGUAGCAACGUAUUUUACACUGUGAUGUAGUGUCUUAGACUGCUGCACCACUCGGGAGGCCCCAUCCAAUCAGGAGGCCCCAUCCACAAAGUAUCUAAAUACAGAGAGGUGUUGGUAAAGGUAUAUUGUCCUGCUAACAGCCCAUAAUGGGCUAUUAUAAUACUGUACAUGGUGUCCAGGUCAGGAUAACCAAAACAUUUCUUUA